AUGGUCCACAGUCAUAAACGUCACUGCAGCUUAAACAGGAGACCCUUCUUGUUCAGGGCCGUCAUAGCAAAUAACCUCUCUUUCUUUGGUAAAUACGUACAGUGGUAUCUCUGCCAAAUCCUGCUCUUAAAUUUUGUUCCUUUCUCUUCAGUGACAGCCAGGAUAUCAGCCCUGGAGGUGCACACUCCCAAAGAAAUCUUCGUGGUGAAUGGGACCCAAGGCAAGCUGACGUGCACAUUCGAUUCUCCCAACACAACUGGGUGGCUGACUACGGUCUCCUGGAGCUUCCAGCCAGACGGCACGGACAGCGCAGUGUCGUUUUUCCACUACUCACAAGGACAAGUGUACAUUGGGGAUUAUCCACCAUUUAAAGACCGAGUCACCUGGGCUGGGGACCUUGACAAGAAAGAUGCAUCCAUCAAUAUUGAAAAUAUUCAGUCUGUUCACAACGGCACCUAUAUCUGUGAUGUCAAAAACCCUCCUGAUAUCGUUGUCCGGCCUGGGCACAUUAGGCUCCAUGUGGUGGAAAUAGACAAUUUACUGGUGUUCCUGGUGUGGGUGGUGGUGGGCACUGUCACUGCCGUGGUCCUUGGCCUCACCCUGCUCAUCAGCCUGGUUCUCGUGGUCCUCUACCGAAGGAAGCACGCGAAGCGGAAUUACACGGGCUGCAGUACAUCAGAGCGUUUGUCACCAGUUAAGCAGGCUCCACGGAAGUACCCCUCCGACACAGAGGGCCUAGUAAAGAGUCCGCCUUCCGCCGGAUCUCACCAGGGCCCAGUCAUAUACGCGCAGUUAGACCACUCUGGUGGACAUCACAGCGGCAAGAUUAAUAAGUCGGAGUCUGUGGUGUAUGCGGACAUCCGGAAAGACUAAGAGAAGACCCCAAACAUACCUUAAGCAAGAAACAAAUCCAAACUGGACUCUUGUGCAGAAGAUGCCCAUAACCACGUGUGGUCUUGAGGACUCGAGCAAGGACAAGCACAUGUAUACUCAGAGAGAAAAGAAAAUGUAUAUAAAGGAUAUGUAUAUUCUAUUUAAUCUUCCUGAUGUGAGAGGCCAAGUGUUGCAUGAUGAAGAAAUGGUUUGCGUCUACGUAAGUGAAAAUUGUCUUGCUGUCUCUGUGUAUCCUUUCAGAGUUGUUCCUAUUGGAUAGUUUCAGAAGCAUCCCUAUCAUCCAGUGAUAAGGUUUGCCUUAUUGGAGAGUUCGCAGAACUGUUAGUGUCCCCAACAGACGUGGCCUUUUCACCUAAGGGCUCAACCAGUCUUAGCAUUUCUUGUAGUUAGAGAAUGAGGUGUUCAGGGAUGGGAGUCUCUCACAGUAUCAGAACUGUUUGUUUGUGCUAGCUGGCACGCACCAUCCAUUAGCCAUGCCACUGAGGACAGUAAGAGUAUUUUGUUGGUGCUAUUCUAAAAUAUGAGGGCAUUUUCAGCUUGAGAUUGUCCUCACCAUCCUUCAGUGGAUGCUAAGGUCUCGCUAAUAAGCUUCUGUCCCUGUGUGAAUAGCACAGCUGACUGAGGGUAUUCGUGGUUAAAAGGGUACAGAUUGCAGAGCCCAGGAGGACGUUAGCAUGGGAAAGACUUCAGGGGAGGGGGCAGCAUUCUCUUUUCUUCUUCCCAGCAAGUCUGUGAAGGAACUGCACAUUCCAGACAUCUCCUAAUAGGUGCUUUACCGUCUCCUUGCUAUGCUGAGAUGAUGUAUCUGAUACUGAUGCUCUGUGGCCUUUGUCCAAAUGACACCUCUUAAGGGCCUCCUAAUCUGGUUCCAUGACCUCUCUGCCCAGUCAGUACCAAAUCCUCGGUGGGCCCAAGCCAACCUUCUUCCCUAGGCUGGAACAGUUCACUGCCAGCAUCCUGGGUUGAGUUGGCAGCCUGGUUCCAGCUGCUUGCAGGACCAUGCUGAGACCCCACGGCCUUACACCCCACACCUCUUCCUCUGGAGUGUGUACUUCCUGCAACUCUGCAUGCUGGGGCCUGGCUGCAGAUAACAGUGAGGUCAUGUCCAGAUAGCAGACCUGCCCUUCCUGUGUCCCCUGACUUGAAGGAAGAGGCAUCCUAAAACUUACCUGCAAAUUGUGAAGGGACACAUAAAAGAUUACAGAUUAAAAUUCCUGUCUGUUUUCUCAAUGGAAAUGUAUCCAGCUAGGGAGAAGUAUCAAGUCCAUUGUUACUUUUUGAUAUUUUCAUUUGUACUUCUGUGAAUACUUUAAUACAUUUUUUCAAUUUCUGA
Molecule: messenger RNA, 2227 nt
Organism: Myodes glareolus (Bank vole)
Lineage: Eukaryota; Metazoa; Chordata; Mammalia; Rodentia; Cricetidae
Source: RefSeq, a predicted model, not a curated record